CGAUAGUGCACUCCGGAAAAUAUCGGGGCAUCGAUUCUGGAACCGAUUUAGACGAUAAACAAAAACGGCGUACGCGGCCACACUGCUGUCAGAAAGAAUUUUCGUUCCAUCUAAAUUCGAAGCGGCAGAGAGUCGCAUCAGCAGUCCCAGUCAGCAGACCCACCACACCACCCACUACGUAACCAGAAUGGCCGGCUUUCGCGAGGACGCCCGUGGCGAGGACACGGAGGUAAACGGCUGGAUCCGCUUCGGACUUCGGCUGGGCGUCAGCGCCGCUCUACAUCCGUUCGAGUACUCCAAGACGCUUAUUCAGCUAGGCUACGAGCCGAUCGCCCCGAUGCCCGGCAAGUCGCUGCUGGGCAAGCCGAUCAUGAAGCUGCCGAACAUCUUCCAGUACGCGGGUCACAUUCGGCGGAUUGACGGCUUCUACGGUUGCUACCGCGGACUGGCCCCCAAGCUGGUGGGCUCCCUAGUGGCCAUGGUGGUGAGCGAAAGGGUGGCCGACAGUCUGGGCCUGGAGCAGCCCGAAGAGAUCAAGGACGACUCGCAGAAAAGGAAAGAGGAAGAGGAAAUGUACAUCCAGUUUAAGUCCAGCCUAAAAAGGGACAUCGUGCUGACCGUGACUGGAAUCGUAGCCUCACAUCCCUUCCACGUGAUUUCGCUGCGCAUGAUGGCACAGUUUGUGGGACGCGAGACCUUGUACACUUCCAUUGUUGGCUCGGUCGCAGAGAUCUGGAAGACUGAGGGAAUUGCGGGCUUUUUUGCAGGCCUAGUGCCAAAGCUGUUGUGUGAUGUGGCCUGCCUCGUGCUCAGCAGCUCCACUAUAUACAUCCUCAACAAAUACGUAAUCAAGGACAAAUUGGGAAGGCAGUACAACGCUGGCUUCACGCAGUUCGCCGUGUCGAGCCUGCUGUAUCCGCUGCAGGUGGUCUCCACCUGCUCGACGGUGAGUGGCUCUCGCCUUAUGGCUGGGCAGCCGCCCAUUAUGCCGGCAUACAAAAACUGGGUUGACUGCUGGAAUGACUUACAAGUUCGCGGUGAGCUUAAGCGCGGCAGUUCCCUUUUCUGGCGGUCCCAGGCGAUCAGCUCUCCGGCUGUCGCCACCUCCUUUGCGCCUUUGCCCAAGCUGGUGCGAUACCAGUAAGCGCCGAAAUCGCGACUAGACGACCAUAAACAGCCAUGGCCCCGAAGUUUCUACUUUAACUGCCUAGUUGCGUUUGCCCUGCAUUUCAAUGGUACCUCGACGACGAGCUCCAACCCAAGACAACUGCAUUUUUUCUUCUGUCUAAAAAAAGCCCCAACUCUGUUAAUACAAGUUAACAACUACCUGUACAAGUUGAAGUGUCUGCAUUCCAAUCGUGGUUGCUUAGUCCUGCGCAUUGCAUCCCUGCGCUGUUCAUAUUAAUCUUCACGUUCCACUUGCAUUGAAUUUCUUUUCCGAUGAAAUAGUUGACAAAAGCUUUUGGCAAUUAUGUAGAGGCUGCGGCAUUAUUCUUGUUACGGUUCGUUGCAAUACUGAAGAAAUAAAUUUUUUCCCUUCCAGUGGAAGUAAAAUAUA
Messenger RNA from Drosophila ficusphila, 1558 nucleotides. It is a transcript of the gene Mtch, whose product is annotated as mitochondrial carrier homolog 2. Bases 188 to 1144 code for a protein of 318 amino acids. Lineage: Eukaryota; Metazoa; Arthropoda; Insecta; Diptera; Drosophilidae. The transcript is spliced from 5 exons. The record is from RefSeq and is a predicted model, not a curated record.